AUGGUGCACGGUACGCUGGAGGUUCUGCUCAUCGGGGCCAAGGGCCUCGAGAACACCGAUUACCUGUGCAACAUGGACCCGUACGCAAUUCUCAAAUGCCGCUCGCAGGAGCAGAGGAGCAGUAUUGCAUCAGGCAAAGGGAGUAGCCCUGAAUGGAACGAAAACUUUGUCUUUACCGUGUCAGACCAAGCUACAGAUCUAGUUAUCAAGCUCAUGGACAGCGACUCGGGCACAGCGGACGAUUUUGUUGGAGAAGCAACGAUUCCUUUGGAAGCAGUUUAUACGGAAGGGAGCAUUCCACCGACAGCUUAUAAUGUUGUGAAAGGUGAACACUACUGUGGAGAAAUCAAAGUUGGUCUCUCAUUCACCCGUGAGGAUGUUCGCGAGCGUGGUCUUCCCGAGGACUUCGGUGGAUGGAAACAAUCUCAUUGAGCAGACUGGAGGAACAAUCGCCCUUGAAACACCAUCUCAUGCAAAUACAAUAAACUCAGUCAGUUUGUUUUUCU
Messenger RNA from Lolium rigidum, 506 nucleotides. RefSeq names its product elicitor-responsive protein 3-like. Bases 1 to 432 code for a protein of 143 amino acids. The transcript has 5 exons. The record is from RefSeq and is a predicted model, not a curated record. NCBI's taxonomy places the organism in Eukaryota, Viridiplantae, Streptophyta, Magnoliopsida, Poales, Poaceae.